Penicillium brasilianum is the source of this 1461-nucleotide messenger RNA. The record is from the annotation of a GenBank genome assembly. NCBI's taxonomy places the organism in Eukaryota, Fungi, Ascomycota, Eurotiomycetes, Eurotiales, Aspergillaceae.
AUGACCGACUAUAAAAUUAGACGGGUUGCGGUUAUUGGGGCCGGUAUUAGUGGCGUGGUGAGUGCUGGCCAUCUUCUCGCAGCCGGACUAGAUGUCACGGUGUUUGAAAGAAGCCAAGCUGCGGGAGGGGUGUGGCUACACGACAAGCGAGUGCCGGUUGAGCUUCAUUACCCAUGCGUCAAACCAGCCGACAUCGAGAAGCACGGUAAAGAUGAACGGGACGAAAAGGAGAAGCAGAAGUUAAUUCAUGCUCCGCCAGGGCCAUGUUACGAUGGCCUCGUCAAUAAUGUUCCGACUUCGUUACUGCGAACCAAACUGAACGCCUGGCCCCAAGGAACACCCCCAUACGUCAGGCACAACGUUCUGAAGGAUUACAUCCAAGAUACAUCAAAGAAGGCAGGUGUUGACAAUGCGACAAUCUAUGGGGCUCAAGUCACCAAUGUCCACAAAGAAGGGACACGAUGGCAUGUGUCAUGGAGCACGCUGCAUGAAGAUUCGACGUCCAAAGACUUAGUCGAACGUCAAAAUUCGGCGACUUUUGAUGCAGUUGUAGUUGCUUCUGGUCAUUAUCACACGCCUUUGAUCCCAAACAUUGAAGGGUUGGCCGAAGCAAAGGAGAAAUGGCCUUCACGGAUCACCCACUCCAAGUCAUUCCGGAAUUCGACAGGGUUUGAAGGGAAGAACGUCCUUCUAAUUGGAGGAGGAGUAUCCUCUGCAGACAUAGCACGAGAAAUCAGUCCCGUCGCGCACAAAAUAUAUCAGAGUACCAGGAAUGGCGCCUUUGAUAUCCCAGAGAUUGCGCUUCCUAGUAAUACAACUCGAAUUGGAGAAGUUGCAGCAGUCGAGAUUACCUCUUCGGAGGCGAAGCCGGAGCAUCUCCCCGUUACCUUGCGUCUAAAGUCUGGUGAAACUGUGGAUCACAUCGAUAUAAUCGUGCUUUGCACGGGCUACCAGAUGGUCGUCCCGUUCCUUCCAGACUACAACCAGAAUGAGCUCAGUGAAACCACUAUCGUGACCAAUGGUCAGCAGUUUCACAAUUUGCAUCAAGACAUAUUCUAUAUCCCUGAUCCGACCUUGGCAUUUGUGGGCGUCUCGUUCUAUACGGCUACAUUCACUCUCUUUGAGUUCCAAGCAAUUGCCAUCGCAGCUUUGUUCUCUGGAAUUGCUCAGCUUCCUUCUGUUGAGGCCCUGAGAACAGAAUAUCAGCAACGAGUGGAUCUGAAAGGAUAUGGAAGGAGUUUCCAUUCCCUCAAAGGUGAGGAAGAAGCAUACGUCAGGCAGAUCAUCGAAUGGGUGAAUACGAGUCGGUCAAAACAAGAACUGCCUUUGAUUGAGGGCCACACGGAUUCCUGGUUAGAGGGAAAGAAGGCCCUUAAUGAAAGACUUGCUUUGCUUUUCCAAGGUGCUAUACCAUUCGGUAACACUGCUGAACCUCUACAAGAAGUCGAGGUCUUGGCAUAA